Messenger RNA from Lotus japonicus, 1168 nucleotides. RefSeq lists its product as uncharacterized. The transcript has 6 exons. Bases 74 to 967 code for a protein of 297 amino acids. The record is from RefSeq and is a predicted model, not a curated record. Lineage: Eukaryota; Viridiplantae; Streptophyta; Magnoliopsida; Fabales; Fabaceae.
UUUCUCUCUGCUUUCCCUAUCUCUGCAUUCUCUGCUUCAAAUUCUUUCUAUAUUCUCCUCAUUAUCCAUCUUCAUGCUUCGGUUAAGGUUGUUUCUGCAAGAAAGCUACAAGGGGAACAUUGCAACUGGCUUUCGCUCAUUAUGUACAGUGAAGAUGGAUCCAACAGGAAACCACAAUCCAGAAAACAAACGUCUCGUUUUGUACCAAAACGUCGUCGUUAUGAGGCACGGCGACCGCAUCGACAAUUUCGACCCUUCCUGGGUUUCCACGGCGCCGCGGCCAUGGGAUCCGCCCCUGGUUCAAGCCGGUAAGGUUCGGGCCUUCCAAACCGGCAAUAGGCUCCGACAGGGUGUCGGAUUCUCAAUCAACCGGGUCUUUGUGUCUCCGUUCCUCCGCUGCGUUCAGACUGCUGCUGAAGCCGCCAUCGCUAUCUCUGCUGUUGACGAAGGUCCCGUCGCCGUCACCGGUGAAGGCGUUCCUAUUGAUCCUUCGAAAGUCAAGGUCUCUGUUGAGUAUGGACUAUCUGAAAUGAUGAAUAGCGAGGCUAUCCGCAACAAUGUUGCUCCUAAAGAUGGAAAUUGGGGUUUUGAUGUAUCAGAGCGUGAAGCCUUGCUCCCAGCUGGGACAGUGGAUAGUAAUGCUGAAAAGGUUUAUAAAAAGUUGCCCCAGUGGGAAGAGCCAGUUCUUGAAACAAGGGCUAGGUAUCACAAAACAAUCAAGGAGCUUGCAGAUAAAUAUCCUACUGAGAACUUGCUGUUUGUUACACAUGGAGAAGGAGUUGCUGUGGCUCUUACUACGUUCAAAAAGGAUGCUGCAGUAAAUGAAGUGCAGUACUGUGGAUAUGUAGAAUUUAGACGUCCAAUUUACCAAGAAGAUCACACAUUUACUAGUGGAGACUUCGAUUUACUUACUCAGAGUGGUCAAACUGGUGUGACCUAUUUCACUUCCUCCCAACAAGGCCUUUGAGUGAAGAAAGAUAUCAACCAAAAACUGAUCAGGAAUUUCAAGUUUAUGAGCUUUUACUUUGGAGUUUGAAGAAAUAACUUUGUUGUGGACACAAUGCAAUUAAUGAAUAAUAUGGAAAGUGGGGUUUAAAAUGUUGGGAUAAUAUUUAUUAUUCUUUUAUGCAAAAUUAUUUAUAAAUUUGUCUUUUUUGUUUGUUGUAAA